Molecule: messenger RNA, 945 nt
Organism: Aureobasidium vineae
Lineage: Eukaryota; Fungi; Ascomycota; Dothideomycetes; Dothideales; Saccotheciaceae
Source: the annotation of a GenBank genome assembly
AUGGCAGCAGCAAUUUCUUCCUUCUUCAGACAAUCAGCUUGGAUUCCGACUCCCGAGCUGACCGAAAAGAACCUACCCAACCAAGCUGGACGCGUUUUCAUCGUUACCGGCGGCUACGCAGGAAUCGGUUACGAGCUCAGCAAGAUCUUGUACCAACACGAUGGCACCGUGUACAUCGCCGGACGCUCGGAAGAAAAGGGAAACAAGGCCAUUGCUGAGAUUCGCGAAGCUGUGACGAGCUCGAAGGGAAAGCUUGAGUUUAUGCAUGUUGACUUGGCUGACUUGACCACCAUCAAGCCUGCUGUAGAGAAGUUUCUGGCAAAGGAGUCUCGUCUGGAUGUUUUGACGAACAAUGCUGGUACUGCCCAAAACUAUGAGCUCCAGAUGGGCACGAACGUGCUUGGUUCUUUCUUACUCACCAAGCUUCUGCUGCCCAUCAUCGAGAAAACCGCCGCCUCUUCGCCAGCAGGAUCGACUCGCGUGACCUUUGCCGGCUCUCUUGCCGUCGAUCUCAUGUCCCCUACUGGCGGUGUAGCUUGGACAAACGGCGAGCCCAUCGUCCACGGCUCACAACAAGCUAAUUACGGCCAGUCCAAAGCUGGCAAUGCCCUGCUAGCCAGCGCGCUGCGCCGUCGAUGCGGAAAACUUGGCGUCGUCUCUAACGCCUGGAAUCCUGGAAACCUCAAAUCUGAGUUGCAAAGACAUACGCCUAGCGUGCAAGCCAUGUUCAUCAAUAUGAUUGUGUACCCAGUUCAGCUCGGCGCCUACACUGAGCUCUUCGCUGGCUGGGGCGAGGAAGCUGGUCGUCCUGAGAAUGCUGGCAAGUUCAUUAUUCCGUGGGGUCGUUUUGGUCCCGUGCGUGGGGAUGUUGCUGAGGCGAUGGAGAAUGGAGGCGACGAGAAGCUGUGGGAGUGGUGUGAGAAGGCCUCUGCCCAGUAUGCUUGA